AUGAGUGUCACGGCGGGCGCCAAGUACGAUGACGCCUGGUCCAGCCAGACUGAAACCAGGUCUCCAACCCAAUCUCAGAACCCGACCAAGAGAAGGCGAACCGACUCGUACGGAGGAUCAACCCAGGAAACUGGUCUCAUGAGGAAUGGCGGCGAAGGUUUGCCUCGGUUCAUCGGCAGUGGGAGCGGCAUUCACUUCAUCCGCACUGUGUACGACGUGCUUGCGCGCAGCACCGGUGCCAAACGCACCAAGAACCGAGCCGAUGUAUCUGGAGAUCUAGUUCCCGGCGAGGAUGACCAAUUAGUGGAGCCGACGCCGGGUGACGAGGCAGUCCCCGGCACCAACGCUCGGGCGUCCUUCUGGCAGACAGCCGAGAUUAUUCAGGACACCGAACCGGGUGCACCGCCUGUCAACUUUGGUAGUCUGGUCGAGUGGACCAAGAGCUAUUUCAAAAAUUGGCACCCGGCAUUUCCUUUGCUUCAUGGGCCCGAAGUGCUCGAAAUCCUCGAGCACGUUAGCACCCAGGGCAUCGCCAACGUGAGCGAGUCUGAUGCCACCAUUGUGCAGUCCAUUGUCUCCAUAUCGCUGGCUGAUAGCCGCCAAUCUGGGGGCAAACAGGGGGCUGUUCCCGCGAGCCUGGUAUUCCUGAGCCUGGAGAACAUCGCAGCGAGCCUGGCCUUUGCUCUUGGCUCCCCCGCAUCCCUGAAGAGCGUACAAGCAGCCGCAUGUGUCAUGUUGUUUUUGGUCUCCAUGCUCCGAUUCAACAUGGCGUCUAGGCUGGGAGGCAUCGUCACACGCAUGUCAUUCCACUUGGGACUACAUAGAUGCCCAUGCCGCUUUUCCAACUUCACACCUCAUGAGGCUUCGAUGCGCAAAAGAGUAUGGUGGUCGAUAUACUGUCUGGAAAGGAUGGUGUGCCAGUCGUUGGGUCUACCAUUAGCCAUCAGGGAUGAUGAUGUCGACGCUUGUUUCCCUGCGCAGGAGCUGCACGGGGACACAGCGGACUCGCUCCCUUCUGAAGACGGACUCGAGGUGGAUCAAUUGCAACUAUUGACAUUGCUUGCGAAACACGCUCGACUUCGAGGCAUGAUACUCGAGCUACGGAACAAAACCCUGAGUGCCAGGCAUGACUCUGUGGGGCGUUCUCUAUUCGUCCAAGCGGAACUGACGCGAUGGGUCAACAACAUCCAUGACGUUACAGACAACCACAGAGACAACGAAGACGCCGCAUUUCAACAGCCUGCAGAGGAGGAUAGCUGUCCAAUUUCCACAUCCCACAAGAUGUUGCUCUUGAUCUUGCAGCACGAAUCCACCAUCAGCCUGAACAGGCCACUUUUAGCAUCCAAAUCGGACACGCCAGCUUCACAAGCUGCACUGCAAGCCUGCAUCAACGCAUCAAGGGCCAUCAUAGACACAAUAGACAGCCUACAAGCUCGGGAAAAGCCAUGUGGAGCCGGCGCCUACCCACACCAAAUUAUGCUGUGGCCGCUACUUACGUGGUCCACUUGGAUGAGUUGUUUCGUUUUGACCUACGCUGCGUUGGGGGGCGUGACGGCUGUAUCUUCCGCCCAGAGGUAA
Messenger RNA from Pseudomassariella vexata, 1578 nucleotides. Its product is annotated as putative Zn(II)2Cys6 transcription factor. The record is from RefSeq and is a predicted model, not a curated record. Gene Ontology annotation, biological process: DNA-templated transcription. The transcript has 2 exons. Gene Ontology annotation, molecular function: zinc ion binding; DNA binding. The coding region runs from base 1 to 1578 and encodes 525 amino acids. NCBI's taxonomy places the organism in Eukaryota, Fungi, Ascomycota, Sordariomycetes, Amphisphaeriales, Pseudomassariaceae.